Epinephelus lanceolatus (giant grouper) is the source of this 1796-nucleotide messenger RNA. The record is from RefSeq and is a predicted model, not a curated record. NCBI's taxonomy places the organism in Eukaryota, Metazoa, Chordata, Actinopteri, Perciformes, Serranidae.
UAGAAGCGGACAGGGAGGUGAUUAAAGCACAGAGACAACCUUUGGCCCACGCAGCAGACGCUCGGUUUUUUGAGGUGACACAGAUUCUUAAAAAGAGUCCACCCAGUCUGCCACAAUGCUGCACCCUUUAAUCAUCGGCAUCAUGACCGUCAACACCUCUCUAACCGUCGUUUAUUGGGCCUUCCUCCUGAGCGAUGCAUACUUCAGUUGGCUGAUGGAGCCAGAAGACAAACCCAAGAAGGUGGUCACCCCGGCCUGAGAGUCACAGCCGAUAUGGACUGACUGAAAGACGGGGCUUUUUUUGUUUUUGUUUGCUUAGGACUAGUUAGAACAAGUAGUUCAGCUUGUAGUCCUUUCUGUGGAGGCUGAUUUUGCAAUUGAUCUGCUUCCUGUUUCACCUGGAGAAGACUUGGAAACCCUCCUCUUAACAAAAUUUUUUCACUGAACUGAAUGGAUCCUGCAAGUGAAUGAGAAAGGAGUCAUUCUUAAGACCCGACUGUGUAGGACACGUGCUAAUUUGGAAGUCCUUUCAUUCACAAGCCAAAGAGAAGAACUGAGGGGCCGUUACAGGUCUUAAUAACAAGUUUUCACAGUGACGUUAAGGAGCUUGGAUCUGCAACAAGGCAAUAACCCACCCAAAAAAACAGCCAAAAAGGUUUCACCACCAUCCUUGAGCAGACCAUCAUAUACAGACAGUAUUAACCAAAGCCACCAAAGCAACUAUAACCAUGAACCAACAACCAGUUGUGUCCUUAAACGCCUCAGGAGGAGCUCUUCUUAUGAACCUCGCACCUGUGGGGUUUGGGCACCGACAGCUCCUCCAGCUGUCCUCCAGGAGAAGGGAGGAGGAGGCAUAUUUCGUCGACUACAUACCACCGGCGAGAGAUGCUAUAACUCUGCCGCGCAACGUAGUCUAUGUCCUAGUAGGGGUGGUGUUGGUUAUACUGGCCACUUACGCCAUAGUGGGACAUCUGAUUAAAGAUCUGAUGCAUGACCUAGCAGACUGGAUUCUUGGCCCCAAACCAGUGGAGGAUGAUUCAGAGGAAGGGAGAGCAGAAAUAGAAGAAGAGCGGCGGCUGAGCAUUUGCAGUAAGCUGAUGGAGAAAGACAUGCUGAUGAUGGAGAAGGAAAAGGACAGCCUGCUACCCGGUUUCUACUGGUUAGACGGAGGCUGCCACCGCCCAUCUACCCCUCCUCCUCCUCUGAAAAGCGCCAUGGCUUCAUCAUACCCUGGAGAAAAAAGGAUAUCUACUCAUAGUGUGACCUUCGCCAGCCCCGUGACCCCUUACGCCACUUCCCUUUGAGUUUUCACUUUGUCACAGCAGUGGUUCAGAUCAGUUUUUGUCACGUCAUAUCUCAGUGUUGUCUCAGUGUCUCAGUGUCAGUGCUGUAGUGACGCGUAAGCUAAAGCAUUUUUUUUGUUUUAUAUAAAACAUGUUGUUAUAGUUUGUACUCAUUUUGCUAAGAUUACUUAUUAAAGAUGGAUGUAAACAUGGCUUUUAUUGUCAGUCAUUCCAAAUACAGUGCUCUAUAUUGUUGUAGGCUGCAAAGAAUGUAAAUUAUGAACCAUGUAAACUUCAAAGCUGUAGAAAUACACAUUUUAUUUCAAUUGCUGACAUAUAAAUCCAAAGACUGUAUAACUUGAAAUCACUUUCCAAUUAAAAUGUUAACUUUCCUGAAGCAAGUUUAGUAAAACUACAGAUGAAUUGCAGUUUCUAUGCAUUUUUUUUCACCAACCAGUCAAACUGUCCUGUUCUGGUGUUGGACCAAGCUUCUCUCCAGUAAACAACUGAAUA